Messenger RNA from Uloborus diversus, 1793 nucleotides. RefSeq lists its product as uncharacterized. Lineage: Eukaryota; Metazoa; Arthropoda; Arachnida; Araneae; Uloboridae. Gene Ontology annotation, biological process: actin cytoskeleton organization. The record is from RefSeq and is a predicted model, not a curated record. Gene Ontology annotation, cellular component: plasma membrane. The transcript has 5 exons. Bases 158 to 1408 code for a protein of 416 amino acids.
UGUAUUUCCGUAUUUCUUCGUACUUCGUAUUAUCUUUAAUUAUUAAAGCUGAGCUUUUUAUCAUUUGCUAGACCUCCAGAUUCAAUGUAAACCCAGAUCGGAGCAUGAAUUUCAACAAAUACUGUGAUAACAUAUUACUCAUCUUGCAUAAUCCAUCAUGAUGACUUCAGAGCAAGAUACUAAUCAGAAAGAAUCUCGUCCCGAAUCUGUAACACUAAAGAAAGGUACAUUAUGGCAACAGAGAGACAAGUUUUUCAGUCGAUGGAAAGAAAGGUUUUUCAUUCUAACUAGUGAUUACCUGGCUUGCUUCAAGAAAGCUUCCAAGAUCGGUAUAUCUGAAAUGGGAGGCUUCCUGUAUAAGGUUAAUCUUGCUGAUGUAGAUGACCUUCAGUGGAUCGACAAAAAGCAAGACGGAGUGAUAGCGGUUCGAGUCGGCCAGGAAGAUCAGUUGCUGCUUUGGUCGUCGAAAGGUUUGGAUAACUGGAUGUUUGCACUCAGGGAUGCUGUGAAUCUCAGUAAGGGUCGCCGAGAAGCUCUGCGAAGAUCUCAGACACUGAUGCCACAACUGUCGGAUGGAGGACUCAUAGGGCGGCAUCGUGUCAAUUCUCAUCAUUCAUUAUCAGCUAGUCCUGGCCCACCUUCUCUGGUUCAUUCGGGAUCUAAUUUAGAGCUCUGCAGCAAUGCGGGACCAUUUAUGCGAUCUCUAGUAGAUAAACAUUUCAUGCCUUCAAUUAAUGAAUAUUCUAGAAGAAUGUCUGUCUUGACGGAAGGUGAUUCCAACGGCGAUACCGACUGUGAUGCUGCUUCAUCCUGUGAUUAUUACCCCGUGACACGCCACACCUUCGGUCCCCGCCUGGCGCCCCAGUGCUCUUCCGGCUCACACAGUUCCUUGGUGUCUCUGGGUCGACGGUCCGAGAACGGGCACCUGUACAAGCCCUCUCCCCGCUCCCUGCAGGUGUCUCCGGCCCUCACCCAGAGGUCCCUCUACGCGCAGCAUAUCCUGUCUUCUCCCGAGAUAUCCCAGCCUCCCGACACCAGACGCACAAAGUCUUCAGCUACCUCCGCGACUUCGGAAUUCUCCUUCGUGCACCCGGACUCGCCCGUCGCCGUGUCCUCUCUGCGUCUCAAACACAACCGUCCAGGUGAGAGCAAAAAGACUCAACCGCCGCCACCGCAGGGGCUUCCCGGGAACGGUUAUCGGCCUUCCAGCGUCUACGGGCAACCGUCGCUCCCGGGGAACAACAAGAUGCCUCCCCCGGACGUGGUCCCCUUCGGCCCCGACGAAGCCCGUUCGUCGAUGCCCGAGAGGUCCGCCAAGUGUUACGGUCACUCCAAGUCGGAUUCUAACUACGUCGACGAGCGGCUGGAGCGUUUGCAGUCUAGUACGCAAAAGUCUGUCUUGUCCUAGAGUUUGUGUUCGGUGUCGUCCGUUCGAGGGCGGUUCCGUUUCGGCGGACGUAUCGGUUGUUGCCAGAAACGUGCUACAAAAAUACGUUAGGUUCUCGUUUCGUCGCAUGUCGGCCGGGUGGUGGGUGGCAAGUUGCGUAUGCCUUCGGACCCGGGUUCUGAACACGUGGUCCAAGUGUUUGGUCGGUGGUUUUUCGAGACGCAGAAAAUCGUCUGUUUCCAUGUCGCAUGAUCAUGCGACAUGUAAAAGAUCCCUUCGGGGUAUUUGUUUGGCUUUGAGUGUUCUAGGCAAAAUUAAAUCCCUGAUGCAGUUUUGCAUUAAAAAGUGCCCAUGUGCCUCCUUUUGGUGGGAAACUGGGUAUUAAAAUGCCGUAAGCAGGUAAACA